AUGUUUGCAGUCAUUCUGUUAGGACUGUGUGCAAAUGCCAUCACAUUUGAUCAAUGGCAAUCUAAAUACAAAUUUAAAUUCUCUCCUGUGGAAAGACUAAGAAGAAAAGCAAUAUUUACAAGUAAUUUCAAAUAUGUUAAGGAAUUUAAUAAAAAUCAUGAUUUUGAACUCUCUGUUGAAGGCCCAUAUGCUGCUUUAACUAGUGAAGAAUAUCAAGCACUUUUAAAUAAACAAAUUAUUGGAAAUGAAAAUAAAAAUAUUGAAGUUAUCAAUUUAAAAAGUAAUAAACAAGUUCCUGCUUCUGUUGAUUGGAGGGCUGAAGGAAAAGUUACUCCAAUUAAAGACCAAGGAAGUUGUGGAUCAUGUUUUACUUUUGGUGCUGUUGCAGCAAUUGAAUCACGAUUACUGAUAAGUGGAACAACUGGAUAUACUGCACAAACCUUGAUCUUUCUGAACAACAAAUUCUUGAUUGUGCUAUUCUUGCUAAUGGAUGAUAAUCCUUAUACUGGCAAAGAUGGAAAAUGUUUAUAUGACAAGACAAAAGUAAAAGUUUCUAUUGAAGGACUUCGAACUGCUGACAUUAGUGAUACUGCUCUUACUGCUGCGAUUGCUGAUGCUCCUGUUGGUGUUUGUAUUGAUGCUAGUCAAACAUCUUUCCAAUUAUAUAAGUCAGGAGUUUAUGAUGAACCAAAAUGCAAGAAAAUAAUGAACCAUUGUGUUGCUGCUGUUGGAUAUGGAUCUCAAGAUGGUAAAGAUUAUUAUAUUGUAAAAAAUUCAUGGGGAACUACAUGGGGAAUGGAUGGUUAUAUUUUAAUGUCAAGAAAUAAGAAUAACCAAUGUGGUAUUUGCACAGGAAUUUCAUUCCCAGUUGGAGUAAAAUUGAUUUAA
Entamoeba dispar SAW760 is the source of this 888-nucleotide messenger RNA. RefSeq names its product cysteine proteinase ACP1 precursor, putative. Gene Ontology annotation, biological process: immune response. The record is from RefSeq and is a predicted model, not a curated record. Gene Ontology annotation, cellular component: lysosome. The coding region runs from base 1 to 888 and encodes 295 amino acids. Gene Ontology annotation, molecular function: cysteine-type endopeptidase activity. The transcript has 2 exons. Lineage: Eukaryota; Evosea; Mastigamoebida; Endamoebidae.